Molecule: messenger RNA, 4365 nt
Organism: Scedosporium apiospermum
Lineage: Eukaryota; Fungi; Ascomycota; Sordariomycetes; Microascales; Microascaceae
Exons: 2
Coding region: 1-4365 (1454 amino acids)
Cellular component (GO): trans-Golgi network
Source: RefSeq, a predicted model, not a curated record
AUGAGCUUAGAUCCCUUGUCGCCUAUAGGCCCCGCGCGGGUUAGGGCACUUCUACUUCCCUUAGGCCAGAUCCGAGGCCCUCGAUUCUCCGGCUUCAUCGAGCGACUCCAGGAGGAACAUGUCGUCCACCUUCGGGACAUCACCCCUGAUGGCCGCCCGAAUCGCAUAGGCAUGUUCUCACCUCUUGCGUUUCGGUCCGGUGCCAUAUUCUACGACCUCAUCACCCACAUGCCACCGCCUUCCCACCUGGCCCUCUCGCCGUUUGAGCUCUAUCGCGAACCUUUGGUUAUAAUAGCUAUUGCUGAUGGGAAAGAGUUGGACCGAGAGGUAAUCGGGAAACGAAACUCUAUAAAUGGGAGAGCUCCUACCCUGAUAGAGCAGAAUAUUCGAUCCCUCUACCAGGAGCUCGAGGAUCUCCGCGAUAACUUCUCCAAAGCCUUGGUACACCAGGUGCUCAUCUUUGAUUAUGAGCCUCCCGAGGGCCUUGAAAUCCCCAUGCCCUUCGAGGGCAUUGCGACGAUCCCGACCCCCGAGAAAUGCAAGCGAACAACCAUAAAGGGUGUUAUGUGCGACAUUUCGUCGUUGCUGCUAGCUGAGAUGACGACACUUGCCAAGUCGAUAGAGGGAACAAAUUUCAUUGAUUCUCCUGGGCAAAUGUCUGGUUCGAGGGCCAACGGGUCGUCGUCUUGGGGCGGUUCUGAGGAUUUCGGCGGUCAUGGCAGGCGGAAUUCCCAGUUCGUCUCUGGAACGCGGUCUAAUUCGUCAGCUGGGCUCGCCGAGAGAGUCGAUCGGAGCCAUGUGCGUAUGUCGAUGCCUCCGGUACCUUUUAAAUCCUCACCCUCUAUCCUCCAUUCCGCCACCCCGUCAUCUCGGUCGUCGACGCCGGGGAAGAGUGCGUUAUCGAACCCGCCCACCACCUUUGAUGAGCUUGUCUCCAAUCAAGGCAGUGGCAGGUCAAGCCCAGAGCAGAGGCACUCCCGCCCUGGUACUGCGGAAGGCUUCCGACCGUCGAGUCAAGACAGAGUAUCCGUACAAGGUUUCGGGUCUGGUGGAGCGAACGAGAGGUGGAGGCUGAGAGGCAAAGCCCGGAGUGUCAUAGUUGUCGGAUCCAUGUAUCUCCAAGCAGGCAGAUGGCCUGAUGCACUGAAAGACCUUGUUGAGGGUGCUACGAUGGCUCGCUCUGUAAACGACCAUAUUUGGCACGGGAAGGCUUUGGAGCUGAUCGUCAUCUGCCUUCUCCUAUUAGGCUGGGCGGGCAUCGACUUCCAAGUCCCCAUUGUUUGCCUGCCGCCCCAAGAGAAGCAACCAAGCGACGGGGGCUUAAAGGAGGUGGACAAUCUAGACCCUAGACAGCCGGUGCGCUUUCGGAAUCUUCAAGUCAUCCUGCCCGAUCUUCUAGACCGCAUCCUGGGAUCAUACUCGAGAAUCUCCUCCGAAAACUUACCCCCUCUACCUCUCUCAGAAGCUGCGCUAAGAUUCUGCAAACUCUUAUCGUUCCUCCAUCUUGCGGAUGGAACCCUCAGUGAGGAUUCUAUACGGGCAAUCGUUCAUGGUGACCCGCCCGCGAAAAUUCUAACUACCUCUCCUCGUCUCACCGUAAAACCAAAUCGCCAGUUUAUUGCUAGCAUGGCAUUCCGCGCUUUCCCCUCUUCAGCAUCCGAACUUCUUACAGUCGUCGACCGCGUUACAAUAUUAAGCGGGAUAGCAUCGGUGCUAGGUCCUCUAGGUUACCACCGCAAAAAAGGCAUGGUAAUCCAGGAGUUGAUUUCGGUCUUGAUUAGUGGCCUGGUCGAAGCAAGGACCCGCGGCGCUGCCGAGGUGGGAAUACACCCGGCCGCCGGUCUAGUGGCGCUCGCAGCUGCGGACGGACACAGGAAACCAGCUGGAUCGGUGGCUCUUGAGCUUCAGGAAGGGGAUAUCGAACAAGGUAUCGAGUCAUUUCUCGCAAUUUUAUGCAAGACGUAUGGGAUUGUCGACUAUGACCCGAGCAACGGCUCCAUUGCGAAGGAAGAGGAUGUUACCUCUAGUGCUGAGACUGUCUCCCGAAUACGGAAGCAAACUGCCGCGAGGUUCUUUGGGUUUCCGAGCGUCAAGUUGAGCGUGCUUCGCGCAUGCAUCAACUUUUCAGAGGCACUUCCCGAUUUUAACGGUGUCUUGAAGUUCUCCAGUGACCUCAUGCGUACCGCCGGCUCUGGUGUGGCCCCUGGGCCGAGACGGGAGGAUGCGGCACCUACGAUCCCGAAGGAGGAGCAAGUAAGGCUUGUCACAAAUAUCGCCAAGACGUAUUCCUUGUCGAAGAGAUUAGGGCUUGACCAUCUUGCGGCCGAGUACUGGGAUGAGCUUCUGGUCCGGGGGAUCAUCCUCGACCCCCUGCCGGGGAGUAAAGUGCCCGUUGCUCAUUCUAAGAAUGUACUGCCCGGAGUGUCAACCUCUCGCACAUCGCAAGACGUCGAUCCUUUUAUUUACAACCCGUUCUUAAAACAACCCGACAAGGCGGCGGUAGAUCAGACUCUUGUUGUGGGUGAGACGGCUACCUUUAGGGUUACGCUCCAAAACCCCUACGAUAUCGACCUCGACAUCGAAAGCAUUAAAAUUGUGGCCGAGGGGGCCGACUUCGAGCCCGCUACAGAAAGUACGAUUAUCGGGCCCUACCGAACACAAGUACUCAAGGUCCCUGGUAUUCCAAAGUCAUCGGGAAGCUUGAAAAUAACAGGGGCCCUGGUCCGCAUACGCGGCUGCCGCGAGAAACAUUUCCCAAUCUUCUCGCAGCCCUGGGUUCCCGAGAGGGUGCUCAAGUACAAAGCUACUGGUCUGGCGGCUCUCAACAAGAACCUAGCGCUUGAAGGACCGGCGCCACCGUCUCUCAUACCUACUGAACUCCCUCUCAAAGUAAUACCCGAGCAGCCUUUGGUGGCUGUGAAAUCUACCACGCUCCCACAGUCUUGUGUGAUGAUACUUGAAGGAGAGCGGCAGGUGUUCUCGGUCACGCUCAAGAACACUAGCAAAACUACGCCAGUGGAUUUUAUGCUCUUCUCGUUUGAGGAUUCGACCCAAGGUCCGCUACAGACGGCCCUCAAUAACCGCGACUCAACUCCGGCUGAGCUGUAUGAAUACGAACUUAUCUUGAUGAAGAAGCAAUCCCUAAGGUUGCGAAAGAAAGCGCAGGACAAGAGGUACAUCGCGCCUGGCGGCGAGGCAACGUUUGAGUUUGAGGUCCUAGGCAAGCCUGGACUUACGAGUGGCACCAUCCAGAUCGACUAUGCACACCUCGGCAUGGCGCCGGAGGAUAUUGUCGAUCAGUUCCACACCCGGCGGGUGAGUGUGCAGUUAACCGUCACUGUCAACGCCAGCGUUGAAGUUUCCCGGUACGAUAUCCUCCCGAUCCUUGGAGAGGUGCCCGAAUCUCUAUGGAACCGCGUUAGGAAAUCUGGUGGUGAGGACGACCAGCCUACAUUCUCAGCGGACAGGUAUUGCCUGUUGUCGUUGGAUCUAAUCAACGCCUGGCCAAGCACGAUGCUCCUCCGUAUCGAAGGCGAGGAUAACGUUUCCGUGGAAGAAUAUAUUUUGCCAGGCAACACAUCCCGAGUUGUCUUCCCUAUAAGACGCAUCUUCGUUGAGGACCCUCACGCCUCGAUCCCGGCUCUGAAUCCCAAGCGCAAUCGCCAGUUUGUCGUCAGCACUAGCAAGACAACUCCCGACUUCGAGCGUGGGGUACGAGAAGCAUUCUGGUAUCGAGAGAAGCUCCUCGAUUCUCUAAGGGCUACAUGGAAGACACUUUCCGGACCACAGCGCUCGGGAACCGUUGAGCUACGCGCUCUCCGAUUGGCCAGCAGAAUGGUCGAUGCUCUUAAGGUCGAGGAUGUUGGAAUCGAUAUCUUUGUCGAAAAUCCAGAUGACGAGGAGGAAUCCGAGCCGGCGUCUCAUCACAAGGCUAUGUUUGUGGAUGACUUUGCGCAGGUGAGGGUCCGCAUCGCCAACAGGACGAUCCGGCCAAUAUACCCUCUCCUCCGGCUGAUGCCGGCCCUCUGCAACAGGCCUAGCAACGUCGCGCUAGACUACUCAAGAAAGUUCGCCUGGAACGGGACGUUACAACAGGUCCUCCCUCUCUUGGACGCCAAGAGUAGCACCGACGUCAUCCUCGGGGUGACCGUAUUGUGCCGAGGACAGUUCGAGAUAACGGCCUCAGUAGAGGAGACUGUCUUAUGGCGGGACGCUGAUGAGGAGGAAGCAGACGAGAAGGAGAAAUCCGGCGCGAGAGCACGGUCCGACACGCAGACGAUGCUCGAUGCGGUGUUGGGGAAGAGAGAGAGGAGGAUAUGGCAUGCUCGGAGGCCUUGUCUGGUUACUGUACGGGAUCAGGAGUAA